Pieris macdunnoughi is the source of this 726-nucleotide messenger RNA. NCBI's taxonomy places the organism in Eukaryota, Metazoa, Arthropoda, Insecta, Lepidoptera, Pieridae. The record is from the annotation of a GenBank genome assembly.
AUGUCUGGAUAUCCUUAUGGAAACCCACAAUUUCCUCAGCAGCCGAAUGCAAUAUAUCCUCAAAUAUAUAAUCCUUCAUCUGCUCCACCCCCUGGUCCUCAAGGACAACCCAUGAUGCCAGGCUAUCCAUACCAGCCAGGAUUUGCAGUAUAUCCUGGGCAAGGAGUUGGACAGCAGGGACUGCCUCCAUCGGCUAUGUCAUAUCCAAAUGUAGCUCCAACUGCACCAGCUUAUGGCUACCCCGGCUUUCCAAAUGUUACGCCACAACAACCAUGGUCUGUUGUUGAAUGGAUACCUGCGACACCACAGUCUGCCCAUUCUCUAAGCAACAAAGCAGUAGUUGCUGGCUAUGAAGGGCAUGACCACAGUCCUCUUUGGGUUAUUCGGUCAAGAAUUCAGGGAGAUCUUGUACCUGGAAAGCUUGCUAUUAAGCAUAGUGCUGCAUAUGUACCUUGGAACGGACAAGAAAAUCCUGUGCAGAACUUUGAGGUGUGCUGUGCUCCGGCAGACAAGGUCCGUUGGGUUGAGACUAGAGAUGGUAUAGUGCCACCUAACGCUAUAGCAUCUGGUAAUACAGCUGCUGGAGAGCCUCUGUAUGUCGGCAGGGCUAGGGAGCAAGGUUCACUUACUCCCGGAAAGGUCCACCCAAGCCACAAGGUGCUGUACAUAUCCUUUGGCGGCAAAGAAAUUGGUCACAAAGUCUAUGAAAUACUGUGUACAGUGUGA